AUUUGGACAAGAUCUGGUCCAGAAGCCGAUAAAUAACAUCGAUGGCACCCAAAGCACCGUUGAAGAGUCGGAACCAACGGGGGAUUCUCGAAUGGCAGUGGAAAUACUCACUCGACAAUCAACGGUCUUAUUGGAAACUCGCGAACGCCUCCCUGAAGCUUUACUCAGUUAUGGCAAAGGGCAAGACUAUCGAAGAGUUCAAGCAGAGCAACAUAACGACAUCACUCUGGAUCUUAAACGCGUGUUCUUUGCCUUGGAUAUACCAUCCGAUGCCUCACCGGGCUUCAAUAUCUCAGUAGAUGGACAUGGAACGGGUGGGCUGCAGUGGCGGCUGCGAAUAUGCCUUUUGGUCGGGGGUGGUAAUUACAGUCUUGAUUCUUUGGGUGCGGAUGGUGAAUUAUCAGAAAACCAUCGCACUGUGAGAACGACAGACAUUUCUCCAGAGCAGCCUUCUUUUCAGUAUCCGUCAAGUCCUCUAUUUGGGUGUCGAAAUUCGCAUUCUUCUUCACUGACAGAGGCCACAAGAGAUCGGGUACGCGGAGCAGUCGACUAUGUGCGUCUCGCCCAGCAACUCGACCUCUGCACGUUCCAAUU
Messenger RNA from Acaulospora colombiana, 594 nucleotides. Lineage: Eukaryota; Fungi; Glomeromycota; Glomeromycetes; Diversisporales; Acaulosporaceae. The record is from the annotation of a GenBank genome assembly.